GAGAGAGUCGUGGAAGCGUGGAGAAAGAGCCGGCGUGGACGACGACGUGACUCCUCCAGCUCCAAGGCCUCCCGCCUGGUUAUGGUUACGGUUUAGGUCCUCGUGUACAGAGCACAACCUCGUGCUGCCGCCAUCGGUUUGGUUCGGCGGGCCUUGGGCACCAACCCCUCUUCCUCCCCGCCCCGGGUCUUCCUUUCCUCAGCACAGCGCACCUGCUAGCUAACUACUCCCACCCACGAGUAGCACGGAACCGAGCAGCGCGACAUUGAUGGCGUCCAAGGGCGAGAGGGAUGUGGAGAUCCACGUCUCCUCCCCGGCGCCCGACGACCGCGACGCCGCCAGGCCCUUGCUGCCCGCCGCCUGCGAGGCCUACUCCGUCUCCGCCGCAAUCCUACCCUUCUUCUUCCCAGCUCUGGGUGGGCUUCUCUAUGGCUAUGACAUCGGGGCAACAUCUGGUGCCACCAUAUCGCUCAAGUCCUCCACAUCCAGUGGUACAACAUGGUACGACCUGUCAUCAGUGCAAACUGGCCUCGUGGUCAGCGGCUCACUCUACGGUGCUUUGAUCGGAUCCGCCACGGCAUUCACCGUUGCGGAUUUUCUAGGAAGGCGCAGAGAGCUUGUUGUUUCUUCUAUCAUGUAUUUGGUUGGGGCUCUUCUCACAGCAGUGGCCCCUAACUUCCUUAUCAUGGUGGUUGGUCGCUUUUUAUAUGGCAUAGGAAUUGGAUUGGCAAUGCAUGCUGCUCCAAUGUAUAUUGCUGAGACUGCUCCAAGUCAGAUUAGAGGCAUGCUCAUUUCUCUCAAGGAGUUCUUUAUUGUUCUUGGGAUGCUUCUUGGUUAUAUAGUGGGCAAUCUCUUUGUUGAAGUGAUUUCUGGUUGGCGCUACAUGUAUGCCGCCAGUGCUCCGAUAUGCGUCAUUAUGGGCAUCGGAAUGUGCUGGUUACCUUGUUCACCUAGGUGGCUUCUGUUAUGUGCCACACAAGGAAAAGGAGAUCUGCGGGAGACAAAAGAAAAUGCUACACGUUGCUUAUGUCGAUUGAGGGGUCAAGCGUCACCUGAUUUGGUUUCGGAGCAGGUUAAUUUGAUUCUGGAAGAACUCUCAUACGUUGGUGAAGAGAAAAAAGCAGGCUUCAGUGAGAUCUUUCAAGGAAAGUGUCUCAAAGCAAUGAUAAUUGGAUGUGGCUUGGUGUUCUUUCAGCAGGUCACUGGCCAACCAAGUGUGCUAUAUUAUGCUGCGACAAUUUUUCAGAGUGCUGGAUUCUCUGGAGCAUCUGAUGCCACUCGUGUAUCAAUUCUUCUUGGCUUGCUGAAGCUGAUUAUGACUGGAGUUGCGGUUCUUGUGGUUGACAAACUUGGUAGAAGACCAUUACUAAUUGGUGGUGUUAGUGGAAUUGCUGUCUCCCUAUUCUUAUUGUCUUCAUACUAUACCUUGUUUACGGGUGCUCCUUAUGUGGCUGUAAUAGCACUUCUACUGUAUGUUGGCUGCUACCAGUUAUCAUUUGGUCCUAUUGGCUGGCUUAUGAUUUCGGAGGUUUUCCCGCUGAAACUGCGUGGCCGUGGAUUGAGUGUUGCUGUCCUUGUGAACUUCGCCUCCAAUGCGCUUGUCACUUUUGCUUUCUCCCCUCUAGAGGACUUGAUUGGCACUGGGGUUCUCUUUGCUUCGUUCGGGGUGAUUGCGGUGGCGUCUCUCGCAUUCAUAUUUUGCAUUGUGCCCGAAACAAAAGGGCUCACCCUGGAAGAAAUCGAAGCCAAACUGUAGAUCCAACUAUCUGUAGUCUCGUCUUAGUUAGCAUCUUCUUUACUGCUCUUAUUGGUCAGGUAUUUUGUAAGCGUAGUAUUACAUUGAGAAAACUACUUAUUUGCCUCUGAAUAAGGUAUAUCUGAAUAGAAGGUGUCCAGGUGGGAAA
Messenger RNA from Hordeum vulgare subsp. vulgare (domesticated barley), 1904 nucleotides. RefSeq names its product D-xylose-proton symporter-like 2. Gene Ontology annotation, biological process: transmembrane transport. The record is from RefSeq and is a predicted model, not a curated record. The transcript is spliced from 14 exons. Lineage: Eukaryota; Viridiplantae; Streptophyta; Magnoliopsida; Poales; Poaceae. Gene Ontology annotation, cellular component: membrane. The coding region runs from base 269 to 1756 and encodes 495 amino acids. Gene Ontology annotation, molecular function: fructose transmembrane transporter activity.